AUGUCUGCCAGACAUUUGCGGAGGAAGAUCAAGAAAAUCUUGUUCAGGUUGGAUAAAGCUACUUCUGGCAAGCAGGGUCUUGGCAUCAAGGGCCUGCCAAUGAAAAUUGCUGGCCAUCGUUGGAAGGGAAACAAAACUUCAUUUGGUGAUAGUGACGACGAUGAUUCAGCCCAGUCCGAUGAAUAUUCAGAAAUUGAAGAGGACAAUGAGGAACAACCGACUGCUGUUGAAUCCAUAGAGAUAGAGAAGAAUACAGAAAAAGGAUUGCAUGUGGAUGUUAGAUCCAAAACCAAGGUCAAGAAGCUUUGCAAAAGAAUACUUCGUCAGGCCCCAUCUCAGUCGAUGAAAUUGAAGGAUCUUAAGGUAGCCGUUGAAGAACAUUCUAAUGUUGUAUUCUCCAGCUUCUCUUGCAGACGUGAAGCUCUGUUGUUUCUGAAGAAGAAGCUUCAAGAGAGCACAAAGUUCAGCAUAGAAGGCAAGAAAGUACAUCUUGUGUCUUGAAAGCGAAGCAGAUACAAAGUUUUGGGGGGCGGUGCGCUGUUGAGGUUUCCAGUGCUCAUAUUUGUUGUUGCUUGAGAUUUGUAACAGAAGCAGUAGCACAUUGAGCUCUGUAGUAUAGAUAAGGAAUCAAACACUUUCGCAGAUGCGGGAGGUUUGCAAAAUUUCGUUAGGCGCAGAGGUGCUAAUCUACAUAUGUUUGCCUCACAUUCGAUGUAUCUCUAGCUGUUCUGGUUGGCCUGAGUCUACAAACUGCAGAACUAUAGAUUGUAUGUGAUUGUGCUAUGUAUGCUACUUAUUUGCUUGCGAA
Messenger RNA from Panicum hallii, 808 nucleotides. RefSeq lists its product as uncharacterized. Bases 1 to 501 code for a protein of 166 amino acids. Lineage: Eukaryota; Viridiplantae; Streptophyta; Magnoliopsida; Poales; Poaceae. The record is from RefSeq and is a predicted model, not a curated record. Gene Ontology annotation, cellular component: nucleolus. The transcript is spliced from 4 exons. Gene Ontology annotation, biological process: regulation of ribosome biogenesis.